Volvox carteri f. nagariensis is the source of this 762-nucleotide messenger RNA. RefSeq lists its product as uncharacterized. The record is from RefSeq and is a predicted model, not a curated record. Lineage: Eukaryota; Viridiplantae; Chlorophyta; Chlorophyceae; Chlamydomonadales; Volvocaceae. The coding region runs from base 1 to 519 and encodes 172 amino acids. The transcript has 4 exons.
AUGUAUAACUUCUACAUUUGCUGGCUUUAUGUUAAUUACCUUAAAAGCCAUGUUGUUAUGGGCCUCAUGUACAAAUGUGGUACCAGAAUAUAUGUUGACAGCACUUGUGUCAACGAGGAGCCCAAGGCGCUACGCGCUGCCACCGUCAAUGGUACUUCAGUUUACCCGCUUUUCAGCCCCAAGACCUGGAAGGGCGAGUUGUACGGCAUGAUGACGUUCCGCCGCCUGAGCGAUAUCUUUCCCACACACACCUCCGGUGGCUUGUACAUCUGCUUGGAGCUUGAGAACAUUUUCCAGAGCAACUUCCGGAUGGAACGCGACUCCUUUGCGGACCUCUGCAGCACACUCCGGCCCAGGCUCCAGCGCAGCGUGACCCGCUUCAGAGACCCCAUCUCUGUUGAGCAGCAGGUGGCAGUCACCCUCCACCACCUUGCUCACGGUGGAAGCUACCAUAACUUGGAGAACCUGUUCGCUAUUGGACACUCUCCGGCCUGCAAAGUCGUCCAAUGGUUCUCCUAGGCCAUCAUAGAAAUGUUUGGGGAUCUUGUCGGGGCACCUGAUGCGGCCAGGAUGGCCGCAAUCAUGGAGGAGUUUGCAGUGGAUGGAAUGCCAGGAUGCGUUGGGGCCAUUGACGGCACGCAUUUUCCAAUCACCCAACCUGCAGGUGUUCUAUGCUAUGAGGAUUACUAUUGUGUCUGCAGGGGGUCUUGCAUGCUCAACACUCAGGCUGUUUGUGACAGGUCUGGUUUCUUCUGGGACGUG